AUGGAACCACUACUAGGAGUAAAAAUUGGCUGCCUGUUUGCUCUGCUGGCUCUCACUUUAGGCAGCGGCCUUGUUCCCAUCCGCUUCAAAUGGUUCCGGAUUGAUGCAGCCACAGGUCGACACCGCCAAGUCCUCAGCCUCUUGGGCUGCACUUCUGCUGGUAUUUUCCUGGGAGCAGGGUUCAUGCACAUGACCACUGAAGCCCUGGAGGAAAUUGAAUCAGAGUUGCAGAAGCUUAUGGCGCAGGUGAGCAGCAGAGAUGCUGAGCUAUAGGGCCCUGAGGCCAAAAGGAUAAACAGAACCAAGGAAAGAAAGGUGGGGAACUGAUGGAGCAAAGGACAUGGGUGGAAGGACAGAAGGCAACAGCUUCCUGUGGAAUGGUGAAAGCAGGUCAGAUUGGGCUUUAAGGAAAGUGGUAUUGCUAAAAAGACAGGAAGCUGAGCUGUUCCAU
Messenger RNA from Microcebus murinus (gray mouse lemur), 451 nucleotides. The record is from RefSeq and is a predicted model, not a curated record. Lineage: Eukaryota; Metazoa; Chordata; Mammalia; Primates; Cheirogaleidae.